Molecule: messenger RNA, 964 nt
Organism: Spinacia oleracea (spinach)
Lineage: Eukaryota; Viridiplantae; Streptophyta; Magnoliopsida; Caryophyllales; Amaranthaceae
Product: zinc finger protein 11
Exons: 1
Coding region: 269-754 (161 amino acids)
Source: RefSeq, a predicted model, not a curated record
CCUCACUAGCUAGCCCAUUCUUACUUCACUGCAAAAACUCUCAAGUAGUAUCCCUUUAUUUUGUCAUUGUUACAUGUGAAAUUUUAUCAUCUUAAUUACUUACAAAAAUUGAAAUGUACACCUAUUCUUCUAACUCCAUGGAUCUUCUUCAUCAUCAUCUUCCCACUCACUUUUCCCUUAUUCUCCUAUUAUUAAUCAAUACCCUCAUUUGAGAAUUUCUCCCAAAAAAAAAACCCUAAAUUCAAACCACAUAAUAUAACACAUUUGGAUGUCAAACAUGAAGAAUAAUGCAAGUAUUGUUGUAGAGGAAGGAGAAGACACAUGGGUCACAAACUGGCCACCAAGGUCAUAUAGUUGUACCUUUUGUAGGAGAGAAUUCAGGUCAGCUCAAGCCCUUGGUGGUCAUAUGAAUGUCCACCGCCGUGAACGUGCCCGUGCCAGCCUCCACCACCACCACCACAACAACAACCACCACCACAACCACAACCAGUCCAAUAUCCAAACCCAAGUCGGGUCCACAACCACCACUAGUCCAACAUCCCUUUUCUAUGAACUUGCGGCUACUUCUAGCAGGUACACUAAUUAUAAUGUUAAUGAGAUUUCACAAGAGGUUGUUAAGAUUGAUAAUGAUGAGGAAGAUGAAGAUGAAGCACCCAUUGAAGAACUCGAUCUCGAGCUUCGAUUAGGACAUAUACCACCUGAGAAAUUGUUUGAGAAGAAUAAUACUAAUGUGUCUGUUCUUAAUUUCAGAUGAUAUAUCGAUCAUUGUGGGAUUUUCUAGUUUUUCGUCUAAUAUGAUUUUAUUACAUUUUAUAAGCAUAUGUUUCCUAUUUUUAAUUUGUUUGAUUUUGUUUGUUUUUCCUGUUGCAAGACUAGCAUUAUACGAAGUAUAUGCUUAUAACUUGUUGGAAUAAUUUUUUUUUUUUGAUAUAAAUAUAUGAUGUUAGACCAAUUUUAUUUAAUA